AUGCUUCGGGCCGUGCGUGAACGAGUCGGCGCCAUGGAGCUGCCCAACCAGCCAGCGUUUGACCAGCCACGCGCUUCGCCGAUUCGCGCCACCCCCUUCAAACACAGGAUCCCCCCCAAGGCCGCCGCCAUGACUGCAACCAGCUCCAAACCGCGCGCCACCGCCGGCGCGCCCAUGCUCCUCCCGCUGGCGCUGCUGCUGCUGCUCGCGCCGCUGCCCCAGCCGGCGGCCGCCAAGGAGCAGACGCUGCCCCUCAUCGCCAACCUGCUGAGCGCGGGCCUUAGCGGCCUCAGCAGCCUCGGCGGCGCACCCGGCGCCACCACCGGCACGGGCCUGCGCGGGGCCGGCCCCGGCGAAGCGCAAGGGGCGUCGCAGUCUGGGCCGGACCUGGGGUCGCUCUUCAAGACCGUUUUCCAGUUGGCGUGCCCGGUGCUGCCGAUCUCGCUGCCGCCCUUCCCCAUCCGCGCGGACGCGCUGUGCGAGAGCACCGGAAUGGGACAGCCAAACAACCAGAUGGCGUGCUCAAUCUUCGACAUGCUGGGCGGCAUGAUCUCCAACCCGCCCCUGAACUGCAACCCAGCGGCGAUCUCCAUGCCGGCGUCGGUCGAUGCAGCAGGCAAGCCCGUCCCCCAGCCUCUUGCCGACCGCCGCUCCAAGGGGCAGCUCCCCAAGAGCUUCUCCACCAAGAAGCUGCUGCAGGAGGAGGGCGGCACCUACGGCUGGCUCUACAAGCACGUGCAGCGCCUGCAGCUGUGGGGCCACUGCGGCGCCGUGGGCAAGGCCAGUGGCUGGGUGGCGCCGAAGGGAUGGGAGCUGCUUGACACGCCACGCAUCUCCAGCGACCUUAGGAGCUACGGCCUGAAAGUCACCGCGGUCCCGAUGGCUGCUGUUGUCAAGCAAGGCGCCCAUCUGCUGGUCCUCAUCCGCGGCACCGCCUCUUCGGCAGAGUGGAUGACGGAUUUCGACUACAACAUGCAGGAGGACGCCGCCUUUGGCCCCGGCCUACUCCACAAGGGCUUCCUGUCUUACGCCCACCAGCUUUGGGACGGCGGCCUCCAGAGCAUUUUGGAAUCCCAGCUUGCCGCAGGCACCAUCACCGACAUCACCUUCUCCGGCCACUCCUCGGGCGGCACGCUGGCCGGGCUGCUGGCUGCGCGCACGCAGGCUUACCUGCAGCAGGGCAACGCCACCAGCAAGGGAGCCGGCCGCAAGCAGCUGCCGAGCCAGGCGCCGCUUCUCACCGUGGUGGCAUUCGCCGCCUCAAACGUGGGCGAUGACACGUUUGCUGCCUACUUCAACUCCAAGAUCAAUGCCCGCAACAUCCAGUACGAGUAUGACAUCACCCCCCAGAUGCCCUGCGCCCCCAAGACCGUCGCCUGCCCCAACCUCAAGGUCCCCACCCCCAACCCCAACGGCUACUGGCCCUACGCGCGCCUCGGCGGCCUCGUGCAACUCACCAGCAGCGACAUGCCCGCCCAGCCGCGCGCCUGGCAGAAGAUGGCGGUCUACAGCCAGUCCGACAUGUGCCAGAGCCCCGAGAGCAUGGGCUGGAUCGCGCACGGCGUGCACUACUGCAGCUACUUCUGCGCGUUUAGCAAGUACCUGGGGGACGCCGACAACAUGUGCCUCCUGUGGCCGGCCGGCGCGGGCGAGGCGGACAAGGCGAGCUACUGCCUGCGCGGCUUCGGGGCCGACGCGUACCCCCACAUCAACCCCACCAUGUUCCCGAACCCAAACUGA
This is a messenger RNA of Monoraphidium neglectum, 1740 nucleotides long. RefSeq lists its product as hypothetical. The record is from RefSeq and is a predicted model, not a curated record. The transcript is spliced from 6 exons. Lineage: Eukaryota; Viridiplantae; Chlorophyta; Chlorophyceae; Sphaeropleales; Selenastraceae. Gene Ontology annotation, biological process: lipid metabolic process. The coding region runs from base 1 to 1740 and encodes 579 amino acids.